AUGGGUUACUGCGAGUUGGAGUCCGUGCAAUCACAAGGGGCCAUAGGUCUUCUAGGUUGCAGCUACGGGGUCUGUUUGGGAAGCAGCAGAUAUGGCGGUGAAACAGCAAGUAUAGGCAGGGUAGCAGCAACGGUGAAGCAGCAGGUAUGGCGGCAGGGUAGCAGCCACGAUCAGCAACAGGCGUCCGUGCAAUCACAAGGGGCCAUAGGUCUUCUAGGUUGCAGCUACGGGGUCUGUUUGGGAAGCAGCAGAUAUGGCGGUGAAACAGCAAGUAUAGGCAGGGUAGCAGCAACGGUGAAGCAGCAGGUAUGGCGGCAGGGUAGCAGCCACGAUCAGCAACAGGCGGGAGAGCCGUUUAAGGAGUAUAUGGUGGAAAUGCAGACGCUCAUGCGACCCUUAAAAUGCCCCCAGGAAGAACAAACGGAGCUGAAAAAGGAGAACAGCAUGCUAGAUUUAGGGCAUACAUGCGGCCGCAUAGUACCGGGAUUUGGAUGCGAUGAUGGCGUUGGCAGACGCUCGAAGCGUUGGAGAGUGAUCGCGUGGACUUCCAGCGAGAGAACCCCACAACUAAAGCACGGGCGGCCAUCCGUUCAACAAGCCGGCGGAGGUAGAGAUAUGCCGACGCUGCAAGGAAGGAUCGACCACACAAAAGGGGAAAGAAACCUAGCCAUCGGCUACGCCCACAACGACAAGCCAUAUCCAGAACGGUUAUGUGACACACCCGGCACAGGUAUGUGGGCGGUGCGGAAGCGGAGAGCAUUGGUCGCGAGAAUUCAGUGCUCGGCCUCUCAAAUAUUGCUGGAGAUGCGGGAUGGUCGGAAAGUCAACAUGGGAUUGUUGCAAGAAGACGGGAAACGCCCCGCGACCCAAGCCGAGAAGGACCGUGCUGGGGUCGCAGGAGACCGCCCCCACGACCUAGUUGGAAGGCUCACGAAUGAGGAAAUUCAGCUCUCCGCAGUGGUGACGAUCGCGGGAAGAGAGCUGCAGGCUACAGGAUCCACUAGCAGCUUCAGCAGUUGCGAAUUGACGGACAGUACGGGUAUAAUAACAAGACAACUCGAGGUGCAGAUGGCGUUCGGGAACCAGGAAGUGGCGUUGAAGGUGCUAAUAUUGCCGGGCGUGAUCGAGGUUCUAAUCGGUCGGGGCGGUGGUGACCUGUGCGGAGCACAGUGUGGUGAUCCCCGUCAGAGAUCAGAGUCGAGAAGGAAAGGAAGAGAGACUGUCAGUGGCGAUAGUGGAGACCUCGAACAUGGCUACGGAACCGGCAGCGUCGGCGGUGGGACCCAGGCAGAGGCCGCGGUCCUGACCCUCACUGGAGCUCGGCCAGACGAAGCGCCAAGGGAAGAGUCGGUAGAGACUUUCCCCGCCCGGAAAUUGAAGGAGUUCGCCAAGCUGAAGGGAGUAUCCAACGUGGCAACGCACACAAUCACCAUGAGUGAUGCACAGCCGGUCAAACAGAGGUACUCUCCGAAGAACCCCAAGAUGCAAGCAGAGAUUAACCGGAAAGUGGAUGAAUUGUUAGAGUUGGGAUGCAUAGAGCCGUCAAAGAGUCCCUACAGUUCGCCCAUAAUCAUGGUGAAGAAAAAGACGUGCCGAUGGAGGCUGUGUGUCGACUUUCGACAGGUGAAUACCAAGUCUGUGAAGGAUGCUUUGGAUCUGAAGGACGGAUAUUGGCUAAUUCCUCUGGAAGAAAAGAGCCGGCAGAUCACUGCCUUCACCGUGCCUAAGAAGGGGUUGUACCAAUGGAAGGUAAUGCUUUUCGGUCUGCACUCGGCGUCGGCUGCAUUCCAAAGGACAUUGGACCAGGUAAUCGGACCGGAAAUGAUGCUACACGCGUUUGCGUAUCAGGAUGAUAUCAUCGUCAUCGGGCGGACAGAAGAGGAGCACCGUAAGAAUAUGGAAGAGGUCUUCCGACGGCUACGGAAGGCGAAUCUACGGCUGAAUGCGGAUAAGUGCCAAUUCUUUCGGAAGGAAAGCCAUAAGGUGACGGGCGAGGGAGUGAAGGAACUGCGCCAAUAUCUGGGGGUGGCGUCAUGGUAUCGGCGGUUCGUGCCCGACUUUGCAACGUUGGUGCAACCACUCACGGCAUUGCUGAAGAAGAAGGUAUCCUGGGAGUGGAACCAGGAACGCCAAGAGGAAUUCGAGGCCGUGAAGGGUCGACUGGUGGCGGACCCCGUGUUGGCGUGUCUAGAUUUCUCACAGAAGUUUGUUCUACGAACGGAUGCCAGCGAUUAUGGACUAGGAGCGAUUCUGACGCUGGAGACAGAACGGGGAGAACGGGUGAUAUCAUAUGCCAGCAGGUCGCUGAAUGGUGCUGAGAGAAAUUACUCAGCGACCGAGAAAAAAUGUCUGGCCUUAGUAUGGGCUGUCAGGCGGCUGAAACCAUACCUAGAAGGAUACCGCUUCAAGGUGGUCACGGAUCUGAAAUGGCUGAACUGCAUAGAAAGUCCGGCAUGGAGGGUGGCCAGAAGUGGCAUACAGGAAAGGGCAGCUCAACGUGGUCGCGGACGCACUUUCCAGGCAGCCAGUGACGGAAUGGUGCCUUCGAAUGAGGAAGAGGAAGAGGGCGAUGAUAAGGCGAAACGAACACCCUGCAAAUGGAUGACCGGCCGAGGGAACGCCUUAAAAAGGAACCCCUAA
Messenger RNA from Drosophila obscura, 2640 nucleotides. RefSeq lists its product as uncharacterized. NCBI's taxonomy places the organism in Eukaryota, Metazoa, Arthropoda, Insecta, Diptera, Drosophilidae. The coding region runs from base 1 to 2640 and encodes 879 amino acids. The record is from RefSeq and is a predicted model, not a curated record. The transcript is spliced from 7 exons.